AUGAGUGAAUCUAAUAACAUCAAGGUCUCAGUCAGAGUACGGCCCCUCUUACCACGAGAGAAGGAAGCAUCUGAACAUCCAAAAUGUCUUAUUUCAAUGCCCAACCCCACCAAGACUGUGCUUCAAUUACCAAAACCAUUAGGCGUCGAUACGGGAAGGGGCCUUACCGAAGACGACAAAUCCAGGACAUAUUUGUUUGAUGAGUGUAUAUGGUCAUUUGAUCAGUCUGAUUCAAAUUAUACCGAUAACAAGAAAUAUUACCAACAAACUGGUCCGGACUUGUUAUCCCACUUGUUUGAAGGGUAUAAUGUAUGCUUGUUAGCCUAUGGGCAGACAAGUUCAGGAAAGACAUACACUAUGAUGGGAAACCGAACCGAACCAGGUAUAAUCCCUUUGCUUAUCAAAGAUAUUUUAAAACAGAUGGAGAUUUGCGUGAAUGAAAAGAUUAAUUGUGAAUUGAGAUUUUCAUAUAUGGAAAUAUACAACGAACAAGUUCGAGACUUACUUGGCGACAACAAUUCGCAAAAGUGUAAAGUCAGGGAACAUCCGCAAACUGGUCCCUAUGUGGAGAAUGUCCAGGAACAUUUGGUGAGAGAUUAUAGUCAUUUCUUGAGUUUGCUCAACAAGGGGAACCAUUCGCGAUCAACGGCUACUACGUCGAUGAAUGACAAAAGUUCAAGAUCUCAUGCUAUAAUUACACUCACAUUGAAACAAACUAGGUUUGAGUCACAUUCUGAGGAUGAUUUGGGUGACGCUGCUGAAGAAAUGAUAUCCAAUAUCAAACUUGUUGAUCUUGCAGGGUCAGAAAGGUUAGGUAAGACGAAAUUAUACGGACAACAAGAGAGAAUAAAGGAAGGAACUUUGAUUAACAAGUCGUUGACUGUUUUGGGAAGGUGCAUUGGAUUAUUGGCAGGAAAGGAUACGAGCAAAAGUGGAACUGUAGUUGUUCCAUAUAGAGAGUCGAUUUUGACGUAUAUCCUUAAGGAGAAUUUGUCAGGGAACUCUAAAACAUGUAUGAUAUUUUGUGUAUCGCCGGUUGAUUUUGAAGAAACCCAUCAAACAUUAAACUACGCUAACGAAGUUAAGAAGAUAAAGACUAGUGCUAGGGCCAACAAGACGAAACUUAGUAAGGCCCCUGUAAACUGGGAGGAAUUACAGAAAUCUGAUCAAACAGUUAUUGACUCUUUGAAGAAGGAAAUCGAAGUGCUUACUGAGAAGUUAUCGCGUAUAGAAGUAAGUUCAAAGGCCGAGACUCAAGAGCCAACCCAAUUUGACAAGAUUAUUGAGUUUUUGGAAAAGGAAUCUGCGAGAGCUAAGUUUGAAAACAAGUACUUGAAACAGCUUAUGAAGGAAAAGAAUAGUCAUAUUGAGGAGUUGAAUAGACAUAUCGACUAUAUUGAAAAUGAGUACGAAACGCUAUUUAUCGAAUCUCAAUUGGCACAAAGAGUACACUUGCAACAAAUCAAGCAGGAGCUACUUGAUGCCACCUAUAGUCUGCAACAAAAGAUGGAGCUUGACAUGAGGGAAUACGAUCCUUGUUUGUUAUUUUAA
Molecule: messenger RNA, 1551 nt
Organism: Spathaspora passalidarum NRRL Y-27907
Lineage: Eukaryota; Fungi; Ascomycota; Pichiomycetes; Serinales; Debaryomycetaceae
Exons: 1
Coding region: 1-1551 (516 amino acids)
Biological process (GO): mitotic spindle organization; microtubule-based movement
Molecular function (GO): microtubule binding; ATP binding; microtubule motor activity
Source: RefSeq, a predicted model, not a curated record